Mya arenaria is the source of this 3763-nucleotide messenger RNA. RefSeq names its product 5'-3' exoribonuclease 2-like. Gene Ontology annotation, molecular function: zinc ion binding; 5'-3' RNA exonuclease activity; RNA binding. Gene Ontology annotation, cellular component: nucleus. The record is from RefSeq and is a predicted model, not a curated record. Lineage: Eukaryota; Metazoa; Mollusca; Bivalvia; Myida; Myidae. The transcript has 31 exons. Gene Ontology annotation, biological process: nuclear-transcribed mRNA catabolic process. Bases 138 to 3170 code for a protein of 1010 amino acids.
ACCAUUUAUCCGGAAGUUGAUCUGCUUCACAUGCUGUUCGUAAACAAAACUUGAACAGAGCCUUUUUAUCAAUUUCUUUCUUAAGUGGGUUAUUUUUCAUAUCAAACACAUUGAGAUCGUUUAAACCAAAAUAGAAGAUGGGAGUUCCAGCAUUUUUCCGCUGGCUGAGCAGAAAAUACGCCUCCAUUGUAGUGCAUUGUGUUGAGGAAAAGCCAAAGGAAGUAAAUGGGGAAAAGUUUCCCGUGGACUCGAGCAAGCCCAAUCCAAAUGACAUUGAGUUUGACAACCUGUACCUGGACAUGAAUGGGAUCAUCCAUCCGUGCACACAUCCUGAGGACAAGCCAGCCCCAAAGAAUGAGCAGGAAAUGAUGAUCCUGAUAUUUGAGUACAUAGACAGAAUUUUCUCCAUUGUGCGACCUCGACGCCUCCUGUAUAUGGCUAUUGAUGGAGUGGCUCCUAGAGCAAAAAUGAACCAGCAGAGAAGUAGACGUUUCCGUGCUUCUAAAGAAAUGGUUGAGACAGCUGAAGAGAUAUCUCGCAUACGGGAAGAACUGCGUAUGAAGGGCUGUGAAGUCCCACCAGAGAAGCCGGCAUCGGAGAAGUUUGACAGCAACUGUAUCACACCAGGUACUCCAUUCAUGUUCCGGCUGGCGGACUGUCUGCGGUUUUAUGUUCAUGACCGCCUGAACAAUGACCCGGGCUGGAGGGGCAUCAAGGUCAUACUGUCCGACGCCAACACUCCCGGGGAGGGCGAACAUAAGAUCAUGGACUACAUCCGCAGACAGAGAGCCCAGCCUGACCAUGAUCCUAACACCAGCCACUGUCUGUGUGGAGCUGACGCUGAUUUGAUCAUGCUUGGCUUGGCAACCCAUGAGGUGAAUUUCACAAUCAUCCGAGAGGAGUUUAAACCCAACAAGCCCCGCCCCUGUUCCCUGUGUGGACAGAUAGGCCAUGAGUUGAAGGAUUGUCAGGGCCUGGCCAAGGAGAAGCAGGGAGAGCAUGAUGAGGUUGCCGCCCCGUUCUGUGAGGAGACGCCGUUCAUCUUCCUGCGUCUCAACAUACUGCGGGAAUACCUGGAGAGGGAGCUACAGAUGCAUGGGCUGCCCUUCACAUAUGAUUUUGAGCGAGCCCUUGAUGACUGGGUGUUCAUGUGCUUCUUUGUGGGCAAUGACUUCCUGCCCCAUCUGCCCUCCCUGGAAAUCAGGGAAGGUGCUAUCGAUCGAUUAAUCAAACUUUACAAAAAUGCUGUCAGAAAAACUGGGGGUUAUCUGACUGACUCAGGAGUAGUUGCUUUGGAACGAGUUCAACUCAUCAUGCAAGAUCUUGGGGAAGUAGAGGAUGAAAUCUUCAAGAAAAGACGCACAGAUGAUGUACAGUUUAGGAAAAGAAACAAGGAUCGAAGGAGAAAAAAUAGAAGGAUGGAUGACAAGCCACGAUAUAUUCCUGGUGGUAUGUUGGCCCCACGGCCCUUGGGUCGGGAUGGGGGUGGAGGGCGUGGUCGGCCGGGGCUGGGCUCCUCGGGUAAUGUCAGACAGGAGGCUUAUCAGCAGAGAAUGCAGGGAUUUUCCACCUCCAGUACAGACCGCGACCUUGCCAACCUGGAUGCUGCACAGGCUCUCAAGGCCAUGAUGAAUACUGAGAACAGUGGAGAGAAGCGUAAAAGAGAUGGUGAGGACAGUGACAGUGAUCCUGAGCCUGAUGAUGAAGUCAAGCUAUGGGAGGAUGGUUGGAAAGACCGAUACUACAAGAGCAAGUUUGAUGUGGAACCUCAGGAUAUGGCCUUCAGACACAAUGUGGCUAACCACUAUGUACGAGGCUUGUGCUGGGUGUUGCGCUACUACUACCAGGGAUGUGCCUCGUGGAAGUGGUACUUCCCUUACCACUAUGCCCCCUUCGCAUCUGACUUUGUCAACAUAGCUGCACUCUCAAAUGACUUUGAGAAAGACACAGAACCAUUCAAGCCCCUUGAGCAGUUGAUGGGGGUGUUUCCCGCGGGCAGUCGUCAACAUGUGCCCCCCUCAUGGCAGAACCUUAUGACUAAUCCAAAGUCACCAAUUAUAGACUUCUACCCAGUUAACUUCAAAAUUGACCUCAAUGGCAAGAAAUAUGCAUGGCAGGGUGUGGCAUUGUUGCCGUUUGUGGAUGAGAUACGGUUAUGGAAGGCACUGGAAUCCGUAUAUCCUGACCUUACUGAGGCUGAGGUAAAGCGUAACAUCCGAGGUGGUGACCGUCUGUUUGUAAGCCAGGACCACGCCUCCCAUGCCUUUAUGGAGGCACUCUAUGAAGAUGGCGGGAAUACUGACCUUAGACUGGAGUUGAACCCGAAACAAAGUCAGGGCAUGGCGGGCACGAUCUGGGCUGAUGAGUUUGUCAACCUCACAGGAGAGGCUGUGAAGAGUCCCUUACCCCAGCUAACAGAUCUCAAGGACAACAGAGUCAUCAGUGUACAGUACCUGGAUCCCCAGUUCCCCAGAGAUUUUCUGUUCGAAGCAAAGAUUCUUCCUAAUGCCAAGAUGCCUGAUCAUGUGCUGAAGCCUGAGGAUUUUGAGCGGUUCAAACAAGGAGGCAACUUCCGAGGCAACUACCGUGGCAACUCCCGAGGCAACUACCGACCCCAGCUGGGAUUCCAACCACACAGUGGUUACCGCGGCAACAAAGAUGCUGGACCAGCUAACAGAAUGAUCAGGGGAGGGAUAUCCAUACCGCCUCCAUCCUACGGACCCAGCUCAGGGGGACGUGGAGGCUACCAGCCAAACCGAGGUGGCUAUGGGGGUGGAAGUGGUGGUUACGGGGGCAGACAGGGGCAGGGGAGGAUGCCAUUUUUCAUGGAGAUGCCAGGACCGUAUAACAUGGGGUAUGGAGGUCAGGGCGGUGGCUACCAAAGAAACUCCCAGGGUCAGGACAGUGGUAACAAUCGCUAUGGUAACAGUGGAGGAGGUGGUAGCCAUGGAUACAACCAGGGGGCAUCAAACUACAACCAGGGCGGAGGUGGUUCCUAUGGUGGGUCUUACAACUCUGGUGGCUCCCGACAAGGCGGCAACUCUUACCCUAGUAGUUAUGGGGGAUCCUACUCUACGUCAGGGGGUAGUCGAGAUAGGCAGGACAGGAGUAGGGGUAACCAGGACAACAGAAGUAAUUACCCUCUCCCACCAAACUACAGAAGAAGGUGAAGGCUGGACUGGAUGGCAUAAAGUGGGACACUAAACCAGGCUGGUUAUGCAAUACAAUUGUGUACCAGUCUACAGUUGUCAUGGUGACUAGUUCAUCAGGUGCAACUCACAUUUCUGAAAGAUUCAUUACUUCGGAUUAUUGAAUACAACUGUUAAAACAUGGAUCUAUCAGCCUUAUAUUAUGUGUUCCUUAAGUAAUGUAAAAACUCAGUGACCUAUCAGUACAGUGCCAUUGCAAAAAAAAACUGGGCUCGGGACCUAGAAAAGAACUAGGCUGAAUUAGCUGUAUAAGCAUUACGCCUUUCAGCUGUUGUUAUAUAUUGUAAUGAAUUGUAGAUCUUGACUUUGUGGUAUCAAUGAUGUUAUGGAAUGUAAAAGGUCAAAUGUCGAAAGAAAUGUUGUUAAAAUGAGAGAAAGAUAUCUGUGAGCAGAUAUUGAUGAAUUAAACUGUAUGAUCAAUUGAUUGAUUUUAGACUUUAUCAAUAUUUAUCUUAUCUCCAAAAUUCAAGUACGGAAAUAUCAUAUACAUGUUUUGUCAUCGAAAUAAUAAAAUAUAUACUGCUUUGAACAGAAUAAAAAAAUAUUUGAAAAUU